GUUGCAGCUCGGUGUCUUAAAAUGGAACUAAUAUGGGAGUUAAUGAGUCCGUGACUUUCCUCAGCGCGUUUAUUCGGUCCCCUUCAGAGAAAUCGAACUUAUUGGACUAACUAUGUUGUCCUCAUGUCAAGCGAUAAUCAUGCAAAAGAAUUAGAUAUGAUAAUAUUGGAGCAAAUGUGUUAAAUCUAUGGAGGGAUUCGACAAUACGUAGCCGAGCGGCCAGCUCCAGAGUCCCUGAGCUUUUCAAGAACUUGUCCAAGAUCGGCUGUCAAGAAUCAUGGAUUGUUUUCAUCUGCCUUGUUUUCUGUCAAGACACCAUGAUUCCUGGUAACCGAAUGCUGAUGGUAAUUUUAUUAUGCCAAGUCUUACUGGGAGGUAAUGCUAGUCUGAUACCAGAGGAAGGAAGGAAAAAGUUUGCGGAACAAAACCAGGCGGGUGGACGUCGCUCUCCGCAAAACCAUGAACUGCUACGGGAAUUCGAGGCCACUUUACUCAAUAUGUUCGGACUCCACAGGCGCCCACAGCCCAGUAAAUCUGCCGUUGUUCCCCAGUACAUGCUGGAUCUCUACAGACUCCAGUCUGGGGACGGGGUCACCCACGACAUCAGCUUCGAAUAUCCCGAGAGGUCCACCAGCCGGGCCAACACCGUGAGGAGCUUCCACCAUGAAGAACACUUGGAGCUGAUGCCAGGGCAGAGGGAAGACACCCAACUUCGUUUUGUGUUUAAUAUCAGCGCGGUGCCCGAGAAUGAGGUACUCUCGUCGGCAGAACUGAGGCUGUACCGAGAGCAAAUCGACACCGUUUUGAACUGGAACGAAGGGUUCCACCGCAUCAAUGUUUAUGAAAUCAUGAGAGCCCCCAGCGAGAAGGGCGACCUCAUCACCAGACUCCUAGACACCAGGCUGGUCCACCAGAACAGGACACGAUGGGAGAGUUUUGACGUGAGCCCGGCAGUGCUGAGAUGGACCUUGCAGAAACAACCCAACCACGGGCUGGCCGUCGAGGUGAUUCACCUGAACGAAACGAGAAGCCGGCAAGGGAUGCACGUGAGGAUUAGCAGGUCGCUGCACCAGAGGCACGGCGACUGGUCUCAGUUCAGACCCUUGCUGGUAACUUUCAGCCACGAUGGCAAAGGACAUGCUCUGAUUCGGAGGGUGAAACGUAGCAGCAAAGGCCAGAAACGCAAGAAAAACAAAUCGCACUGCAGGAGGCACUCUCUCUAUGUGGAUUUCAGCGACGUGGGUUGGAAUGACUGGAUAGUGGCACCGCCUGGUUACCAGGCUUUUUACUGUCACGGAGACUGCCCGUUUCCACUGGCAGAUCACCUGAACUCUACCAAUCACGCUAUCGUGCAAACGCUUGUAAAUUCUGUAAAUUCCAACAUCCCCAAGGCUUGCUGUGUCCCUACAGAACUCAGUCCCAUAUCAAUGCUCUACUUGGACGAAUACGAUAAAGUUGUUCUGAAAAACUAUCAGGAGAUGGUUGUGGAGGGAUGUGGGUGCCGCUGAAAAACAAUAAGUGACUUUUUAUAAUGUCUGGACACUAUUUGUAACAGGCGUUCGCCAUUACAUUAUUUAUGACCUAUGUGCAAAUGUUGACCAUAUGAUCAUAUAUUUUGACAAAAUAUAUUUAUAACUACAUAUAAAAGGAAAAUAAAAUUG
Pristis pectinata (smalltooth sawfish) is the source of this 1661-nucleotide messenger RNA. It is a transcript of the gene bmp4, whose product is annotated as bone morphogenetic protein 4. The record is from RefSeq and is a predicted model, not a curated record. Lineage: Eukaryota; Metazoa; Chordata; Chondrichthyes; Rhinopristiformes; Pristidae. Gene Ontology annotation, biological process: negative regulation of transcription by RNA polymerase II; SMAD protein signal transduction; negative regulation of apoptotic process. The transcript is spliced from 4 exons. Gene Ontology annotation, molecular function: BMP receptor binding; cytokine activity; growth factor activity. Bases 318 to 1508 code for a protein of 396 amino acids. Gene Ontology annotation, cellular component: extracellular region.